This is a messenger RNA of Sipha flava (yellow sugarcane aphid), 2051 nucleotides long. Its product is annotated as ATP-dependent Clp protease ATP-binding subunit clpX-like, mitochondrial. Gene Ontology annotation, biological process: protein catabolic process; protein folding; proteolysis. Lineage: Eukaryota; Metazoa; Arthropoda; Insecta; Hemiptera; Aphididae. The record is from RefSeq and is a predicted model, not a curated record. Gene Ontology annotation, cellular component: mitochondrial matrix. The transcript is spliced from 11 exons. Gene Ontology annotation, molecular function: ATP-dependent protein folding chaperone; ATP binding; ATP hydrolysis activity. The coding region runs from base 450 to 2051 and encodes 533 amino acids.
UAACCUGCGGGUGCGCUUGCAUUGUUAUAUUUGUACAUGGUUGUAUUUUAACAUGCGCUAUAGCCUAAUAGUUUUAGUAAAAAUCGUUUUGAAACUUAAAUGAGAGUGUAUAAAAACUAUUACAACUUUAACAGACCUUAGUAUUCCAUCGGUUUAUGUUUUAAAAUAAAUUGUUGUACACAAAAAACAUUUAAAUUUAAAUAUUUUUUGGCGGUAUACCGUGACGGGAGCAACGAUGAGACAGAUAAUCUAUGUCCAAUAUGACUUGUCUUAUUCUAUUCACGUUUGUUAAAUAUUCUUAUUUAAUUAUUAAAUUAUCACCGAGAACUCAUUCCAACAGCCGUAAGUGCAUUUCAUUCAAACCUGACGGGUCCGUUAUCCUUUACGGUGUAAUUAUUGUAUUUCCGUAAAUCGAAACUCAUUACCAUAUUGUUUGUGUUUCCGACGAAAUGGCCACCAGGUUAAAGUAUUUGUGCUUGAAAUGUAUACAGAUCAAAGUGUACACCAAUUAUUUUAAUCUUUCGCGGAGCUUAAGUGUUACGAGCCAUGGUAAACAUGCAGCCACUGUUCACCAACGUCAUUUCCAUACGUCGCCUAUCAAUUGGAAUAAUGAUGACUCUGGAACGGAGCGCGAUCAUACAGGUCAAACAGGCAUACUCUGCCCAAAUUGCAAAACUACCAGCUCCAAUUUAGAGUUAUUUUUAACUUCCAAUCGAUUUUUGAUAUGUCAGCGUUGUUAUCAUAUAUUCAAAGUGAUUUCUGCUGAAGAAAAUAAAUACAAACCACCUCCAAUUCCAAAAGAAAUUUUUCUAAACCUGAAUAAUUAUGUGAUUGGUCAAGAGUUGGCCAAGAAAGUGUUGGCUGUGGCUGUAUAUAAUCAUUGUAAACGUAUUAUUUACAACAUUAUUGGACCACAAAAAAAUGAUUUGAUUGACCAACAGUUACUUGAUAAAAUGCAAAACUCUAGAGAAAAUGUUACUGUCAAUCAUACAUUAGGAAUGCCACAAAAAAAUGAUAAAAAAAUUAGUCAAGAUGAAGAUAAAAUUACUUCUACAUUUGAAGAUACACUUUUAGAAAAAAGUAACAUUAUAUUGCUAGGACCAACAGGAUGUGGGAAAACAUUGUUAGCCCAAACUAUAGCGAAGCAAUUAGAUGUACCAUUUGCAAUCUGUGAUUGUACUAAUUUAACUCAAGCCGGCUAUGUCGGAGAGGAUAUUGAAAGUGUAAUAGGUAAACUACUACAAGCUGCUAAUCAUGAUGUUGAAAAAGCUCAGACAGGUAUUGUUUUCUUAGAUGAAAUUGACAAAAUUGGUGCAGUCCCUGGAAUUCAUCAACUGAGAGAUGUUGGAGGUGAAGGAGUUCAACAAGGAAUGUUAAAGAUGUUGGAGGGAACUGUUGUUAAUGUACCUGAAAAAAAUAGCAGAAAACUUCGCAAUGAAACAGUACAAGUAGAUACAACUAAUAUCUUGUUUGUUGCUUCUGGUGCAUUUACAGGUCUUGAUAGACUUAUAAGUCGCAGAACAAAUCAGAAAAGUCUAGGAUUUGGAGUAGGCAUUGAUACUGCAAUGGGAAGUAGACGGGCUGCUGCUGAAGCUGAUCGUACAGAAUCAUUAACUUCUUACACAGAUAUCGAAAAAGAAAAUGCUGAACGAGAUGGAUUGUUGAAAAAAGUAGAACCAAGGGAUUUAAUUCAAUUUGGAAUGAUACCUGAAUUUGUGGGAAGGUUUCCAGUCUUAGUGCCAUUCCACUCUUUAAAUAGAAAUUUACUUGUACGAAUUCUCACUGAUCCUAAAAAUAGUACAAUUAAACAAUUCAAACUUCUAUUUGACUUGGACAAGGUUGAAUUAACUUUUACUGAUGAUGCACUUAGAGUUAUUGCUUCACAAGCAUUAGAAAAAAAAACUGGAGCUCGGGGACUACGAGCAAUUGUGGAAUCCAUUUUAUUGGACCCUAUGUAUGAAAUACCGGGAUCAGAUGUUGUUAGUGUACAUGUCACAGAAGAUGCUAUCAAUGGAAAAAUUAUUUUACUGUAUGAGAGGUUGUCCAAUUGA